ACCAAAGAGAAGUAUGGGAAAGAAUGCAAGGUAAGAUACCAUUUUGUUGGUGCUUUUAAUUCCUAAAUCCCAAGACAUUUGAAUAGUGUAUUGUCUUUAUUAUAUCAAAACUAAUGAACAUAUCUCACCUCCUUCCUUAGAUAUGUUCCCUUCCCUUCACUGUGUUCCGCUGGUGUCCAGGAAUGAGGAGGCGCUUCAAGAAGACAGAGGUGUGUCAGACCUGCAGCAAGAUGAAGAACGUCUGUCAGACCUGGAGUAUGGUACGUCAUAGAUGCAUUACCUGCACCACCUUACUACCUGUUCAAGCCAUGGCUACUUUGUCAUGACUAGAGCUGCCUGUAGGAGUACCAAAUCUAAGAUGUUAACCCCUCCGUUUUACCAAUCCAGGUCCGAGACACCGGGCUGGACAUCAAGGAUGACGUGCCGAAGUCAGACGUAAACAAGGAGUACUACACAUAGAAUGUAGAGAGAGGGGUAUGGAGGAGGAGAGGAGGCUGCAGCCCUGUUAUUUCUGUAAUCACAAAUUCAACAGCCAGUGUUUUCCCCUGUUACCUCCCUCAUCUCCCCGAAUCCCUGUGUCCCCAGAUAGGGAACUCUGACGAGACACGGCUGGUGGGUCUCCUUUGUAAGGUCCCCAGCUCCAGUGAGAUGCUGCUUAAGCUGGCCGUACUACAAGAGGAAUAGACUCCACAUCUGCUCCUUCUGGGUGAAGGGAGAGUGGAAGAGAGGAGAGGAGUGUCCCUACAGGUGAGAAUGCCAUUAAACGAUAGCUUUAUCUCUUUAAGCGCUACGGCUGGGUCUUAUUUGUACAGUCCAAUGACUAAAUACAGCCCUGGCUACCUCCUGUCUGUAUGAUUUGUAAUGUCGCUGAAAUUGCACUUGAUGGUGCUGUUGAGCAAUAAAUCAACCUACAUUGACUGUGGACAACUCUUCCUUCUCGCUCUCUCUCUCUACACCCCCAGGCACGAGAGGCCCACAGACCCAGACGAUCUCCUGGCAGACCAGAACAUUAAGGACCGUUACUAUGGUAUCAACGACCCUGUGGCUGACAAGCUGCUGAAACGAGCCUCCACCAUGCCCCAACUGGAUACGCCCGAGGACAAGACCAUCACUACACUCUACGUAGGGGGGCUGGGAGAUACCAUCUCAGGUGCUGAGCUCAGGUAGGGGUCGGAUUGAUUUGAAAUUGUUUUUUUUUGCUUCCAAAAAUAUCAGACACAGAUAAUUUUUUCGGCAGUUUCAACGGUCUGUGACAGGUGGUUGUGGUGUGCUCCUACAGGAAUCACUUCUACCAGUUUGGGGAGAUCUGGACCACCACCAUCGUCCAGAAGCAGAAGCCUUCAUCCAGUUUGCCACACGGCAGGCGGCUGAGCUUGCCGCUGGGAAGUCCUUCAACAAGCUCAUCAUCAACGGACGCAGGCUCACCGUCAAGUAGGGCAGGUAAGAGGUCAAGGGUUACGAGGAGAGGAGAUCAACAGAAAGUACUGUAUGUCCCUCCUUUCUAACCAGAUGGGGACAACCCUGUAGAUGGGGCAGAAUGUAAGACUUGGUAUUUGGGCUCCAUGUGACUGUCACCCUAGUCAUUCUGUACUGUAAUGAGUUGUGACUGACCAGGUCCCAGGCAGCCAGAAGGAAGGAGGCCAUCAAAGACUGGGUCAGUGAGAUGGGAACCAGACUGGACCCUUUACCAGGACUGCCUAGAGGUGAGUGUCUGAUAUCUGGGAUGCAUUGAGAGGGUGUGUGUGUGUGUGUGUGUGAGAGCCUGUGUAUGUGCAAGUCUAUCAUUGUUCCUGUUCUGACUGUCUUCUCUCUCCCACAGCUCUCCCCCCACCUCCUGCUCUGGAAGAGCACACUCCUACUAACUACUUCAACCUGGAGCCUGGUACCUCUCCUAAUGUCAUGAACAUCUCCCUAUCUCCUGGUACCUCUCCUAAUAUCAUGAACGUCUCCAUACUUCCUUGUACAUCUCCUAAUGUCAUGAACAUCUCCCUACCUCUUGGUACAUCUCCUAAUGUCAUGAACAUAUCCCUACCUCCUAGUACCUCUCCUAAUGUCAUGAACAUCUCCCUACCUCCUGGUACAUCUCCUAAUGUAAUGAACAUAUCCCUGACCCCCACUACCUCCAGGUAUCAGUCUCACCUUUGUCCUGUGAUGGUUAGGGGAAACUGCUGGCCAUACUUCUGCUAUAUCACUGAGCUACUUCUGUGUUGACCCUGCUAUGUGUCUGUUGUGCGUAUCACUUAUCCCCUUCAUGUUUUGGUGGUCCUAUGUUUCACAUGGGUUUGAUGGGUCUCCCUCCUCCCCAUCCCAUGGGUAUGAGACCCCCAGGACACAUCCAUUACCCUUCCCAGGACCCCCAGCGCAUGGGCGCCCAUGCUGCCAGUCAUAGCAACUAG
Messenger RNA from Coregonus sp. 'balchen', 2396 nucleotides. NCBI's taxonomy places the organism in Eukaryota, Metazoa, Chordata, Actinopteri, Salmoniformes, Salmonidae. The record is from the annotation of a GenBank genome assembly.